Medicago truncatula (barrel medic) is the source of this 2358-nucleotide messenger RNA. RefSeq names its product beta-glucosidase BoGH3B. The record is from RefSeq and is a predicted model, not a curated record. The coding region runs from base 187 to 2169 and encodes 660 amino acids. Gene Ontology annotation, biological process: glucan catabolic process. NCBI's taxonomy places the organism in Eukaryota, Viridiplantae, Streptophyta, Magnoliopsida, Fabales, Fabaceae. The transcript is spliced from 12 exons. Gene Ontology annotation, molecular function: beta-glucosidase activity.
AGUUUAAUGUAACAAACAGAAACUAUCGGAAACAAGUGCUUUAUGUUUCCCACUACUCUCUCUUCACACUCUUUCUAUAAAUACUUCACUCUUUUCCACGUUCAAUCUCAUCAAGUCACAGUUUUUUCACAUUGGAUCGCAUCAUUGCUGCUUUCAUAGUGAUACAAGAGGUGGAAAAUUUUCAACAUGUCUAGGAUUCGGUUGUUAGGUGUUGUUUUAUGGCUAUGCUGUUGGUUGGUGGUAACUGCUGAUGCUCAAGUUGAUGAGAUGAAAUACAAAGAUCCAAAGCAACCGGUUGCAGUUCGGGUUAAGGAUUUGUUGAGUAGGAUGACUUUGGAGGAGAAGAUUGGUCAGAUGACUCAGAUUGAUAGGAGUGUUGCCAAUGCCAAUGUUAUGAAAAAUAGUUUUAUUGGGAGUGUACUGAGUGGUGGUGGCAGUGAACCGCUUCCAAAAGCUACUGCUCAAGAUUGGGUGAAUAUGAUUAAUGAAUUUCAGAAAGGGUCUCUGGCAAGUAGAUUGGGCAUUCCCAUGAUGUAUGGUAUUGAUGCCGUUCAUGGACACAAUAAUGUCUAUAAUGCUACCAUAUUUCCCCAUAAUGUUGGGCUUGGAUGUACCAGGGACCCUGAUUUGGCACGAAGAAUUGGUGCUGCAACUGCUCUUGAAAUCAGAGCAACAGGGAUUCCUUAUGCUUUUGCUCCAUGCAUUGCGGUCUGUAGAGAUCCUAGAUGGGGUCGGUGUUAUGAAAGCUAUAGCGAGGAUCCUAAAAUUGUGCGAGAAAUGACAGAGAUCAUACCUGGUCUACAAGGAGAUAUCCCGCCGGGUGCUAGGAAGGGAGUUCCAUAUGUUGGCGGCAAGACAAAGGUAGCGGCUUGUGCUAAGCACUUUGUUGGAGAUGGUGGUACAACCAAGGGACUAAAUGAGAACAACGCGGUGGUUGAUUGGCAUACAUUGAUGAGCCUUCACAUGCCUGCGUAUAUUGAUUCCAUUAUUAAGGGGGUCUCUACAGUUAUGGCUUCAUACUCAAGUUGGAACGGUGUGAAGAUGCAUGCGAAUCGUGAUCUAAUUACUGGCUACCUCAAGAAUACUCUUAAGUUUAAGGGAUUUGUCAUCUCAGAUUGGCAAGGUAUUGACAAAAUCACAACACCUCCCGGUUCAAACUACACAUACUCCGUCCAGGCUUCCAUUGAAGCCGGUGUUGAUAUGGUGAUGGUACCAUACGAAUUUGAAGAUUUCAUUAAGGACCUUACACUCUUGGUCAAGAAUAAUAUCAUUCCGAUGGAUCGUAUUGAUGAUGCUGUUGAGAGAAUUUUGGUUGUAAAGUUCACCAUGGGUCUUUUUGAGAAUCCUCUAGCCGAUUUCAGCUUGGUCAAUGAGCUUGGAAGCCAGGCACACAGAGACCUUGCAAGGGAAGCGGUGAGAAAAUCACUUGUGCUGCUUAAAAAUGGGAAAAACCAAAGUGCUCAACUCCUUCCUCUUCCAAAGAAAGCCCGAAAAAUCUUAGUUGCUGGCACUCAUGCCGAUAAUUUGGGAUACCAAUGUGGUGGGUGGACUAUCAAAUGGCAAGGAUUCAUCGGCAAUGGUGACACGAGCGGUACUACUAUUCUCAGUGCUAUAAAUUCAACAGUUGAUCCAAGCACAGAAGUUGUAUUUCGCGAGAACCCUGACGCUGGUUUUGUUAAAUCCAACAACUUUGAAUAUGCCAUUGUUGUUGUUGGCGAGCCUCCUUAUGCCGAGACUGCCGGGGACAGCACGGCCCUUACAAUCUUGGAUCCUGGUCCAAAUAUCAUCAACAAUGUAUGUGGAGCUGUCAAGUGUGUGGUUGUCACCGUUACUGGCAGACCUGUUGUGAUUGAACCAUAUCUUUCCUCCAUAGAUGCAUUGGUUGCAGCAUGGUUACCAGGAUCUGAGGGACAAGGUGUGGCAGAUGUUCUUUUUGGUGACUAUGGUUUCACUGGUAAACUUGCAAGGACAUGGUUCAAAUCUGUCGAUCAACUCCCAAUGAAUGUUGGAGAUCCUCACUACGAUCCACUUUUUCCUUAUGGUUUUGGACUAACUUCUGAAUCUGUCAGAGACCUAGUAACAAGGUCAACCUCAACUGCUGAAUUUGUAAGGGCUUGUAUAGUUACCAUUAUGGCGACACUACUCACCAGCUUAUAUUUAAUUGGUUAAGCAAUGCGUUUAUCGGAGGGACCUUAUUGGAGCUGGUGGCUGGAGAACUAACUUAGGAUACUUUCUAGAUUAUGCUUUUUUUAGUCCAAUUCAUUAUAUUAUGACAUUUUAUUCAUGAACUAGGACCCUUUUUUUAUACACACACAUAAUUUAUUUAUUCCCUGGUAUUUAUUGAUUUAUUUUUCUUUA